This is a messenger RNA of Uloborus diversus, 2042 nucleotides long. RefSeq names its product HEAT repeat-containing protein 3-like. The record is from RefSeq and is a predicted model, not a curated record. NCBI's taxonomy places the organism in Eukaryota, Metazoa, Arthropoda, Arachnida, Araneae, Uloboridae. Gene Ontology annotation, biological process: protein import into nucleus; ribosomal large subunit biogenesis.
UGGUGUUUACGUUUUUAGAGUGAACGUGGAGGAAAGUUAAAAACAUAAUUUUCUUCUGACUUUAACUGUUGUUUUAGAUUAAUAAUGGGGAAAUCAAAAGCAAAAAGGCCCAAAUCACGAAAAGUGAAUCCUACUGGAAUUCCCAGUGUUAAAGAAUUGGAGGAAUGCGAAGAGAUACUAAUUCCAAUGAAUUUUGAGGCCGGUACUUUAGAAUCAGUCAUUGAAAAGUUACAAAGUCGUGAAGGGGAUGAGAAGGAAUGUGCUGCGGUCACUAUUGCAAAUAUGGCCAGCAAUCCAAGUUUCAUAUCAUCUCUGAUGGAAAGUGAAGCUGUAAGGAUAGCUGCACCUCUUCUUAUUGAUCGGAAUCUUUCCGUGAGACAUACUAUUGCAGGAUGCCUGAGAAAUGUCGCUACGUGUGGUGGUUACUCAGUCUGCCAAGCUAUGGUAGAUCAAGACAUUUUAACAAGCCUGGUGAGCCUCCUGCAACAGUACAAAGAGCCUUGGACUCCCCAAAAAGUAACAGAGGGGAAAAUAGACUCUAAGACAGAAAUUUUUCUGGAAGCGUGCAAUCUACUGUGGACUUUGUGUGAAAGUUGUGACAUUGCUGUUUCAGUCUUCAACAAGAAAAACCUCAUAUCAAUAUUGCUCCCAUGUUUAAAUAUUGAUGUAUACAAUCUACAAAUAGCUCUUGCUGUUGCUCAGUGCCUUCACACAGUUGCUGAAGAUAACCAAGAAGUGACGGCAAUUCUGUCACAACCUCUAGUCCUAGAACAGUUGAGGUCACUGAUGACACUGACACCUACUCAACCUGAGCAUAUUUUGCUCAAAACUGUCGCAGCAGGAAUUAUAUUAAAUGUUUUCUCCAGUGACUUAAAUAAUACUUUGAACGACGCUGCUACUUCUAUUAUUGAAGUCGUGGAUUUAACACUAAAUGAAUCUAUCACUCCAACUUUAGAGCUCUUAUCACAACAAAUCGCUAGUCAUAAGGCUGAACGGUCAAAUAGAUACCAUGAAGAAAAAGACAUUGAUGCAAAGAAAAAUGAAAUUGAAAAAACAGUGAAAAUCCUGGACAAUGUUCUCCCUGCAAAGCAAAUAGCCUUAGAAAUUUUGACCAAUAUAUGCUUUGGCGAUGAUGCAAAUGACUGGGAUGAUAUGUCUAGUAGUGACACCUGUGAUGAAACUGAAAUGGAUAUUGAUGAAAACACGGUAGCUCCUAUCAAGCUUGGUUUGAGAGUUCCGUGUGAAAUUCAUGGUAUCAUUGUUAAUGGAAAACUGUUAGAAAAAGUAACUAACCAAAUAGUUAUUCCAUCUGAUGAAAUUGUGCAAUCAUUGUCAGAAAGUUCUGAUGCUAAACAUAUUUUAUCGAAGUUAAGUACAGUCAGGUGUCGAGCACUUCUAUGCUUGAACAAUAUGGUUCAGGGUCUGGAAAUGGAUGAUCUUGGAGGCCCAAAGCAUUUAUUUGAAUUAUGGAUGAAUAUUGCCAACCUACUUUUCAAAAAAAACGACAUAUCUGACACUGAUCAACUCGAAGCUGCUACCAGCUCUAUGAGUGCUGUACUCCAGAAAUUGGCCGAGGCAGAUUGUUCAUCUCUGUUCAGCAGUUUUACAGAAUCUGAUUUAGAGCUUCUCACCAACAUCUACCAUCAAUGCCAAGACUCCAACAUCAAAGUCAACAUAAUCAGAGCUAUGGGAACCAUCGGCUGUCUUCUGGGAAAUCUGACACUUCCACUUAGUUCCAAACUCAUUGCAAUCAUAGGUACAUUUUUGCUUGAAAUCAGUGCAAAGGUUUCAGACAUUUGGCUCACUGCUGAAUCCUUAGAUGUUAUUAUGGACGUUUUCGCAGAGGAUCAUUUAGAUGGUAUUGCUCAAGAAAUUUGCCUUGUAGAUAAACUAACUCAUCUUUUACCUCUUCUAAAAGGAAAGAUCAAGCAGCAACGGAAGAGUUUAGGUGAACAUUUGCCAGUGAUAAUGACAGCAAAAACAAAUUUGUUACGUUUUAUAAAAUAUAAAGAAAGAUCAAAAUAAAUGAUGAGUUUCUCUUU